Talaromyces rugulosus is the source of this 3462-nucleotide messenger RNA. RefSeq lists its product as uncharacterized. The record is from RefSeq and is a predicted model, not a curated record. NCBI's taxonomy places the organism in Eukaryota, Fungi, Ascomycota, Eurotiomycetes, Eurotiales, Trichocomaceae. The coding region runs from base 1 to 3462 and encodes 1153 amino acids. The transcript is spliced from 2 exons.
AUGGCACUUCUCUCCGACGUCCUACAGGCCCAGCAGCUGCCUCCCCAGCCAAAUCCACCGUCGAUCCAAUCCGCCGCUGAUCCGCGCUCACCACCGUCCCUUCACCGAGCUGCGAGCUUCGACUCGGCCAAGGAAGAAGAGGGUGACCAUGGUCCCGGCUCGCCCGGUGUCAAAAGGACAUUUUCCGACCUCAGCCUGUCUUCUUCUUCAAAGAACGAUUUAUCCUUCCGCGAAAACCUCUUUGCUGGCAAGGAAAUUCUGCGCCGAGUCACCCUUCGCUCGCCGAACAAAUCCAAGGCUGCCGUUCCCAGGAGCAUCCCUCGGGAGUCGCCCAAGGUCCCUGCCACAACCUCUGCAAAUGGCAACACGUUGAAGCAGAAGCCAACCCUCACAGUGACUGGAAACGGCAUGGAAGAUAUUGGUGGAGAGAGUCGGUUGCAACCUCCUGUCAGACCAACGAAGGCUCGCUCGGUUUCUGGGAAAAUCGCUACUCUUGCUCGAGUCCCGUGGAUGGCCAGUUCUCGAUCGCCUUCGCCGGCAAGCACCGAUUCAAAGAGAGGAACAUCUACUUCCCGAGAGCAAUCUCCGACUCGGGUUUCUCAGCCAGGGGUUGCCGAUGAUGCCUCGCUGCGAAGCGAGCAGGCAACACCAGCAGACCUGCCUGAAGAUAGUAGCAGGAGAACUGGAAAUAAAAGAGCACGGCGCCCGUUGAGCGCCUUCGUUCCGCGAACCAAAUCUGCCGACCCUUCACCAACACCGCCUUCUCCUUCCCUUCGAGGGAGGAAGUCGCUCGACCAAGUUAUGCCGCACCAUGUUUCCACUGCCGAUUUACCACCUCUGCCUAAAGCACCCGUUAUAUCUUUGCCUUCGACUAUCGACCCUCCCCGAAAGAAAGAUCAGCUAUGGUCUGUUUUCAGAAGCCUAGAGGCCGACCUACACAAGUUUCAAGCCAAAUCAACCAAUCUCAAAGUCAACGUGAUACGCUCGUCGCUUCUACCUUUCCUCUCUCGGUAUGUGUCUCACCCGUCACUCAACUCUCUCCGGCCCGAAGACCUUGAUCGCCGAGUAAAUAUCUUGAAUAAAUGGUGGACGGCGCUACUAGCCAUGUUGCACGGCAGAAAUCAUCAAUCGGUAUCUGGAACCGACAGACCCGCCUAUUUGGAAGCUAUGACGGGUAUCAUGAUGCGAAUGGAAUGGCAGAUACCGUAUCAGCCACAUGCCUUUUCGGCCACAAGCUCCAAGUCCUCGUUAGAAUCGAGCUCGGAUGACUUCUUGGUUGAAUCAAUCUACCACAAUGUCAGAAACAUAUUCAACCAGAAUCUACUCUCGCAAAUGUCUUUUGUAGUAGACAGGAUGUCUGUGAAGCAGGCACCAGCUAGUCUGGUGAUAUUUUGCGGUCAAGCAUGCGCCUAUGCUUUUUACUUUUGUCCUGGGAUCGCCGAUAUGUUGGUGCGACUUUGGAACAUACCUGCCGACAUACUUCGCCGAAUCUUUACAGAUCCAUCUAUUCACAAAGGUUUGGGGGUGAGAUCAAUUGCUCGGGAUCUUGCCGUGGGCUUUCCUUUACCUGUGAGACCUCUGGCCUUUGCUUCCCACGCUGCUGUAGCCAAAUACUUUCGCCAGCCGCUAAAUUUACCGUUGAGUGCGGUACAUAUCCAAUGGCAUGGCCCGUGGGUAUCUCGCUGGUGUGGCCGAGACAGUGAUUUAUUCUUUGUGUUUGUCAAACAUUUCCACAUCCUGCAUUGCAACUUUCUAUCUGCAAGGACGGAGUACUCACAACGCAUUUUCGCCCCCGCCAUGCUAUUAGUACAAGGCCAACUAUUAGUCGUUCUGGAGGAUACUAUUUAUCGGCAAUCAUCCUCGCAGAUGCCCGAAAACACUGCAACCAGUUCGGUUACUUUUGAUGAUUUGAUGGGGGGGCCUGAUGCAGCUAUGUCUGCCUUGCCACUAGGGGGAGCAAACUGUCAACGGUCAAUGACAGAAAAUCGACUUAUUACACUUUUGCGAGAUUUACUAUCAGAUCCGUCCCCGAACUUGGAACAAGCACGGCGAAGUUAUACUGAUACAUUCAUGCGCACAUUGAAAUCUGCUGCUCGGCGAAUAUCUUUGUUCGAUCACAAUGCCUGUUUUAUCUUAUGCGACUUUGUGGAAGAAGCGGCUCCUUUGGUAAAUCGUUACAGUCGAAAAAUCAUGGAAGAUGUUUUUGAUUGGCCAUUUUGGGUGGAUGUGUGUAAACAAAUGACUCGCAGUCAGAAUUCUUUGACCGAGGUCCGUCUCUUCGCCUUCGUUUUCUCUAUCUGGAAGACCUGGACAUCGGAUCCAAAGCGGCAUCGCGAGCUUUGUGAACUUUUCUUGCUUAAUGAUGAGUACUUUUACCAUUAUUUCAGCCACUGGAGUCCGAUGGUGCGGGCCUAUUUUCACCGACUGCUUUGUUGGCGAGUGGCACGGUUCAACGAAUACCCAACACCCGUGGAUUCAGAAAUUUAUGAACUUUUUCUGGACAAACUGGAACAAGUUUGGGCGUACUAUUUGUCUACCCAAUCGAAGGCGGCAAAGGAAAGAAAAACACCUCUAUCGUCUGCUCCUUGUACCCCAGCUCCUGGCCGAAGGAUUUUAAUUAUUCGUUGCGACAAUCAGCAACCCUCCCCGACAAACCUCUUUACCUCAUUUGAUAGGGUCACCACACCACCUUCUACGUUAAACAACGGGGGAUAUCGAAGCCAUGGGGUUCUCACAGUUGACCCCAGUGGAUUCCCUCCUGAAUCUCAAUCAGCACCAAAGCGGAGGUGGAAUAUGCUGAAGAGUAUGUUCACUGCGACCAACAACCCCAAACCCGGGGAAGUUACACCACCUGGGAGCUCAGAUGAGAGCGAGACCACCAAUCCUGUGGAUAAUUUCAUGGGAGACUCCAUUACUCCUACGACCAGCUCAAGCUCUCAGGACAGUGGCAACCAAGCGGCCUCUGACGGUGACAGCUCACACGAGCUCCAAAAUCCACACCAGCCAUACAUCUUCAAAUUCUCUCUGGAAUGGCAUCAGUGGAGUGGGCCUAGCAAGAACCGGCGUCUAUACGCCCCUGGACUACCCAACAGCACAUUUAUUCACGUUCAACGUCUUCGCACAUCAGCUUUAUCUGGCCCGGCAACCGAUGAUGAACCACCAACGGACGACUGUAUUGAUGAGCUCAAAGGGGACCAGCGAGAUACCGACACGUCCACUGCCAGCACGUCCAACUCUUAUGCCACAAACAAAACAUCGGUCGACGAAGCGGAAGCUUUUGAUACCAGCAAACUCCGCAACGAGCGCCUCGUGGCUAGUAAAUAUGCAGGUCGCGCUCUCGCAGAAUGGUCGCAGGUGGUAUCGGAGUGUGAUAACUUUUACGAAAGGAGACGCGACGAAGGCGUUCCUUCGGAUGACCUAGUCGAGAUACCUACCCUCAGUGUAGACAGUUUUCGGAAAUAG